UAUUGCGUGAUAGGUGUGAUAUCCGUUAGUGUGUUGCAGCGGCUCGACAUUCUUUAUUGUUCUUUUAUAUCUGUUGCGGUUCUGCUCUACAACAAAAAUGGAAUCAGACCGAAGUUGGAUGUAUAGGCGGCUCCAGGGCGGGUUGUUGUACCCAGGUUUUGACGAGCGCGUACAAGAGUUUGUGAAUUUCGCCUUACGUCAUCCUGCGUGUAUGAGUGGGGCUGAGAUUAAAUGUCCUUGUCCUAGGACAGGAUGUAAAAAUACGAGUUAUCGGGAUGUCGAAACAGUCAAGCUUCACAUUUUGCAGAAAGGGUUUGUCAAAGAUUAUCAAGUCUGGGUUUUUCAUGGUGAGGGAAAUGUUUUAAAUCCCCGUCCCGUUGCAGAGCUACCGGAGUAUGACGUUGACAUGGAAUAUGAGGGGGGUGACGAGUUCAGCUCCGUUCAGAGAAUGGUUAUCGAUGCUGCCGGUCCAGAAGUAGUGUUCACGGAGGAGGAACCGAAUAAUGAAGCGAAACAUUUUUAUGAUAUGAUGCGGGCGGCCGAAGAACCUGUAUGCCCUGGUAAUAGCAAACACUCUCCCUUGUCUGCAGCUGCUAAAAUGUUAGACAUCAAAUGUCGACAUAGUGGGUCAGUAGCUUUAGUAGAUGAUGUGACCGAAUUUAUACAAGAGCUGCUCCCAGAGAACAACAAGAUGCCAAAGAACUUUGCUAAAAUCAAAAAGAUAGUUAGAGGUCUUGGAUUGCCGGUUGAAGUUAUCGAUUGCUGUUUUCGCAACUGCAUGAUUUAUUGGGGGCCAGACGCGGAGUUAACACGAUGCAAAAUUUGCGAUCACGAACGUUGGAAACCGCCCCCUAAAGGAAAUUCUCCACCGCCAAGCAUAUGA
Mercurialis annua (annual mercury) is the source of this 883-nucleotide messenger RNA. RefSeq lists its product as uncharacterized. The record is from RefSeq and is a predicted model, not a curated record. Bases 98 to 883 code for a protein of 261 amino acids. The transcript is spliced from 3 exons. Lineage: Eukaryota; Viridiplantae; Streptophyta; Magnoliopsida; Malpighiales; Euphorbiaceae.